AUGGAUUAUACUUAUAAAAAAGAAAGACGUUAUUUUGGCUCCCCCGUUUCCUUUGGCAACAAGGAUGAGGUCAUAUUUUCUGAAAAUUCCAAUCGUGAAUUGGUUAAGAAUUACAUACUUAAAAAUCCGGUGGAUCGUGAUACCCAAUAUGCCAAUCAAAUGUCUUUUAGUGAGGCCAAUACGGAAAGGGCCACUUAUAAACAUGUGGGCAUUACCCACAAUGAGGGUGGCUGGCCCAAAGACAUUAAUAUGCAUGAUCCCGAACAGACGGUGAGGUAUAAAAGGAAAAUCGAAAAAGAUGAGAAUUAUAUAACCCAGGUCAUGAAUUUGUGUAAACCUAUGGAACAGUACAUUUACCAAAAUAAUGCUGUGAAUAUCUAUGAAAACUAUUUCGAUGAAUUAGAGCCGGCUCCUUUACCCGAACCCUGUCGAUCUCGAACGGUAAAUGUCUAUCGAGAUCCUAAUCCCAUUAAAGUGCCGGUUACCCAUUUGUCCUGGUCACCAGAUGGUGGCAUUAAAAUGGCCGUUAGCCAUUGUGAUAUGAAAUUUCAGGGUGAUAAAACGGGCCAGAAAUGUAAUUCCUAUAUAUGGGAAGUGGAAAAUCCCAAUGAGCCCUAUUUGACAUUAGAGCCUAAAGUUCCUUGUGUUUGCUUGGAAUACAAUCAAAAAGAUCCCACCAGUUUGGUGAGUGGCAUGUAUAAUGGCCAGGUAGCGGCCUGGGAUACAAGACAUGGCAAAAAUCCCGUAAUGAUUAGUGAACGCGAGGUGUGUCAUCGUGAGCCGGUAAAUUCGGUUUUAUGGAAUAAUUCGAAAAGUGGUACCGAGUUCUUUUCGGGUGGUUCAGAUGGUCAGGUUUUGUGGUGGGAUACUCGCAAAUUAAAUGAGCCAUUGGAUCGUUUGCUAAUGGAUCCGGUUAAAAGUGAUGAACAGGAUUUGUCUCGUUCGUAUGGGGUAUCGGUGUUGGAAUAUGAGACCACCAUACCGACAAGAUUUAUGGCGGGCACUGAAAUGGGCAUGUUGUUUGGCUGUAAUCGCAAGGGCAAGACGCCAUUGGAGAAGAUACAAAUAAGGAUGAUGUGUCAUCUCGGUCCAGUUUAUGCCAUUAUGCGCAAUCCAGCCUUUGUUAAAAACUUUCUAACCGUUGGAGACUGGUGUGCCCGCAUAUGGUCGGAAGAUUGUAGAGAAAGUUCUAUAAUCUGGACCAAAAGUAGUAGCGCCAUGUUAACCGAUGGGGCCUGGAGUUAUACUAAAGUCUCACAAUUUUUCAUAACCCGCAUGGAUGGUGUUUUGGAUACCUGGGACUUAUUGCAGCAACAAAAUGAGCCCGUUCUAACCGUCAAAGUCUGCGAUGAGCCUUUGUAUUGUGUGCGUACCAAUGAAAAUGGUAAAUUUGUUAGUUGUGGCAGUAAAUUGGGGGCUACAUUUUUAAUAGAGGUUUCCGAAAAUAUGGUGACUUCGAAUAAGAAUGAUAAGCCUUUGCUAACCGCAAUGUUUGAACGUGAAAAUCGCCGUGAAAAAAUUUUGGAAGCAAAAUCCCGAGAAAUUAAGCUUAAGGUGAAAACAAAUCUGGGCCAAGAUCAGGGUGAUUUGACCAUGCUAAAUGGUAAUGUUAAUAUAGCACCAUUUAAAAGUGCCUGUGAACAGGCUGAGGCGGAAUAUUUUGCGGCUGUUGAACAGGAACGCCUGAGGCGUAUACCCGGCAACAAGCAGGACUUGGACGAAACUGAAGUCUCAGAAGCUGAGAGCAGUGUUAAAAUUUAGUGGGGGAAG
Calliphora vicina (urban bluebottle blowfly) is the source of this 1770-nucleotide messenger RNA. It is a transcript of the gene Dnai2, whose product is annotated as dynein, axonemal, intermediate chain 2. Gene Ontology annotation, cellular component: outer dynein arm. NCBI's taxonomy places the organism in Eukaryota, Metazoa, Arthropoda, Insecta, Diptera, Calliphoridae. Gene Ontology annotation, molecular function: dynein heavy chain binding; dynein light chain binding. Bases 1 to 1761 code for a protein of 586 amino acids. Gene Ontology annotation, biological process: cilium movement; outer dynein arm assembly. The record is from RefSeq and is a predicted model, not a curated record. The transcript is spliced from 5 exons.